This is a messenger RNA of Linnemannia hyalina, 1557 nucleotides long. Lineage: Eukaryota; Fungi; Mortierellomycota; Mortierellomycetes; Mortierellales; Mortierellaceae. The record is from the annotation of a GenBank genome assembly.
AUGAACUCCAGCAGCUCUAUCCAAACCACUCACAGCAGCGACAAGGCCCUCAACGGCAACCAUCCAGCACCCAACAGCACCGGCCUCCCAAGCCUCUACGACUGUGGCAGCGACGGCGAAGGUAGUGGCGGUUGUGGUGCUGGUGGCAGCAGCGGAGAAGAAGACGACUACGGCGAGAAGGUCGUCCAACGGCAGCCGAGACGACAGCGCACCCCACCACCACCUCUCAAGACCAUCAUCGACAAGGCCGCCAACAAGACCUACCGACAGACCCAUCUUCUGGGCGAAGGUUCAUUCGGACAUGUCCAUGUAGCUGUCGACGAGAAGGGCGAAAAGGUCGCUAUUAAGACCUUCAAGAUAUUUGACAUCGCGAAUGCGGAUGUGAGUAUUGAUUUCUGUUACUCCAAGCAUGUAUGGACGUUUGACUGGGUUGAACGAGAGUGGCGAGCAUGCAUGACGAUCCGCGACCAUCAGCCCCACCACCCCAAUGUCGUUGCCCCCAUCAGCUUUUUCAAGGACGGAAUGAUUCCAUGUUUGACGAUGGAACUGUGCUCCAACAAGACCGUCGACACCUUGUUGGAAGCCAGAGGAAGUCUCCGGGAACAUGAAGUCCGCUAUUUCGGGCAGCAGCUGGUGGCCGGUGUGGAUCAUCUUCACAGUUUGAACCUGUUCCACAAUGACCUGAAGCCGCUUAACCUUCUGCUGACAGAGGAGCUGGUAUUGAAGGUCGGCGACUUCGGUCAGGCGCAAGAUCUGAAAGAGGGCAAGGUGUUCCGGAAUGUGGUCGGUACUCCGGGCUUCCAGGCCCCCGAGGUCCUCAAUCGCGAGAGGCACACCUACGCCCUGGAUGUCUUCGCCAUCGGGGCCAUCCUCUUCAGGAUGUUGCUUGGUGCCACGUACCAGCUCCCUGGCAAGACGGCAGAUAGCAAGAGGAAGCCUCUCAAGAAUAUCGGAGGUUUGAGUCCCAAUGCCAGGGACUUGCUCCAGAGAACCCUCGAGUGCGACCCUGGGAGCCGGAUCACGAUGGCCGAUCUGCUCACCCACCCCUUCCUGACCGACGGGCCUGUGCCGCAGAGUGUCUCCUGGGACAUUCUGCGCACAGCUGCUCCGCUUCCAACCGAGGACGACGCAUCAGACCUUGAUGGCGCUUAUCAGGUUGAGGUUAUCAAGUCGCAGGAAGAGGAGGGUACCAAGGCGCCGGAGGAGCAGAUCGGAGCCCAGGUUGGCGAUUCCGUCGAGGAGGAGAAGGAGAAGGACGAGGAAGAGGAGGAGACCCAGCCCCAGGAGGAGGCCGCCCAGACCUUCCAGGUGGCCGAGCCCUUAGAGCCAGUCGUCGACCUUGACGACAUUGACCUCGACGACAUCUUUGAACAGAGCCAAAAGGUCUGGGAGGACGACUCGGAUGAAGAUGAUGAGGAGGAGGAGGAAAGAGCUAAGGGCCGCAAGAAGGCCAAGGCCAUCCAGAAGGGAGCGGUGAAGGAGGGGAAGGCACCAGAGGACAAGGACGGAGGUCAUGGAGGUGGCCAGGAUUACUGGCACACCUACCUCCGUCGGUAA